UGUGCAAUGUCGGAAACUCAGACGACCAGCUGAAGAACAGCGUAUGGCAGAACUUCCCAGAGAACGUGUUGAGGUUUCCGCUCCAUUCACGUACUGUGGUAUGGACUGUUUCGGGCCAUUUAUUGUGAAGAGAGCUCGUAAGGAGCUUAAGAGAUAUGGCCUAUUAUUCACUUGUCUAUCAUCUCGUGCAGUCCAUAUUGAAAUGAUUGAGGACCUAUCUACAGACUCCUUUAUCAAUGCCCUAAGGUGCUUUAUCAGCCUCAGAGGAGCAGUUCGCAAACUUCAGUGUGACCACGGCACUAACUUUGUUGGAGCUAAAAAUGAAUUCGCAAAAUCACUGAAAGAGAUUGACACCAACGCCUUAGAGAUCUUUCUUACAGAAAGGCAAUGCGAGUUUGUCUUUAAUGCUCCUUCUGCAAGCCAUGCUGGAGGUGUCUGGGAGCGCCAGAUACGUACUGUGCGAAAUGUACUCAAUGCCACACUUGCUUUAUGCCCAGGCAGGCUUGAUGACGCAUCACUCAGAACGCUGUUCUAUGAAGCAAUGGCCAUUGUAAACAGCCGCCCUCUAACGGUAGAUGGGAUUAAUGAUCCAAAUUCACUCGAACCAUUGACCCCAAACCAUCUGAUAAUGAUGAAAUCUGAUGUUGCUCUUCCACCUCCAGGAAAGUUUGUAAAACAAGAUGUGUAUGCCACUAAAAGAUGGCGCAGAGUUCAAUACCUAAUCGAACAAUUUUGGAGUCGUUGGAAGAAGGAAUACCUUCUCAACAUUGCAGCACGUCAGAAAUGGCAUAUUCCUCGCCGUAACCUUCAAGUGAAUGAUGUUGUAAUCAUCAAAGAUGAUAUGCUUCCCAGAGGUCAGUGGCAAUUAGGCCGAGUGGUGGAAACCAGUGAAGGAAGUGAUGGUCUUGUAAGGCGAGUUAAGUUGCAGUUAGGGGAGCGAAAACAAAAUCAACGCUCCAAGCCCACAGUCAUUGAAAGGCCCAUCCAAAAAUUGGUGGUACUUAUUGAAAAUGAGUAAUCAGCGACUGCUUUGUGAUAUCAUUGCAUCAGACCAUGUAAUUAAGUUCUAUAAAACCUAACAUUUUAGACUUCACAUGCAUAAAACUGUGAAGGCGGUCAUAUUGAUGUGCAGAAAUCAUGUUCUGAUUCAUUCACAGUUUGUUCUGUUCUUUCAUCAUCUCAUAAUUGGUGGGAGUGUAAAUGACCGCAAAAAUAUGUAUGUGUGUGUCACUUUAAAUGUGUUGUGUGUGCGCACGCACGCUCUCUACGUAACGUAAGCUGUAACGCAGGUAGAAGAAAGGUGCGGACGAGGAGCACAUUGUGGUUCUCACAUGGCGUUUACAAAAGUUUGAAAUAUAUAUUGUAAAAAGUGGAUGCACUUUACGUUUUGGUUCAUCUAGUACCCUUUGGCAAGCGGAGCGAGUUUCACGGUGCUACAACACAACGUUUCUCGAAGUCAAGGUUAAUGGCGCUCAAAGCGAGCGAAAUAAAGAAGAUUAAGCACCCGUCGAAACUCUCUGUCUCGUUUGUCGACGCC
Molecule: messenger RNA, 1537 nt
Organism: Carassius auratus (goldfish)
Lineage: Eukaryota; Metazoa; Chordata; Actinopteri; Cypriniformes; Cyprinidae
Exons: 2
Coding region: 44-1018 (324 amino acids)
Biological process (GO): DNA integration
Molecular function (GO): nucleic acid binding
Source: RefSeq, a predicted model, not a curated record